Molecule: messenger RNA, 1023 nt
Organism: Oikopleura dioica
Lineage: Eukaryota; Metazoa; Chordata; Appendicularia; Copelata; Oikopleuridae
Source: the annotation of a GenBank genome assembly
AUGGUACAAGGAAUUCCAGUUCCAAAGAGCCGCAGCGUGGCCGGAGGAUUUCGCCCGUACAAAGCGGACAAGUGCUCUCACUGCGAGCAACGAAUCGGCGACGGUCAAGACUUCACCAACUACGACCAGCAAUCGUUUCACAAAGACUGUUUUUGCUGCGAACAGUGUUUCAGGAGAUUUACCGAUGAGGACAACAUCUUUCAGUUUGAAGGAAAAAAGUACUGCGAGGACGAUUUCAAAGUUCUUUACGCGCCCAUUUGCAGAAAAUGCAACACUUUUGUCGAGGGCGAGGUUUUAAGCGCCCUGAACGCAGAAUGGUGCCUCGAAUGUUUCUGUUGCGAAAAUCAAGACUCUUGCGGAUCUGCUUUGGGCACCCCGUUGGCGCAGUACAACAAGAAGCUCUUCUGCCGACCCUGUUUCAACGAAGAAAAAGCGAAAGCCGAAGGAAAGCCAAUUUGCCAAAAGUGCUUCAACGUAGUGGAAGACAUGCCGCUUCGCUGGAAGGGCGAUCCCUAUCAUCCGUACCACUUCAACUGUGCCAACUGCGCCUGCGUCAUGGAUCAUACUGGCAGAGACAUCGGAGGGCGACUGUACUGCCUUCCCUGUCACGAUAAGAUGGGCAUUCCGAUUUGCGCAGCUUGUCGACGACCGGUUGAGGGGAGAUGCGUAAAUGCCUGUGGGAAGCAGUGGCAUCCUGAGCAUUUCGUCUGCUCAUCCUGCGAGCGUCCUUUCUCGCACUCUAAGUACUUCCUCGGACCUGAUAACAUGCCUUACUGUGAGAAGCACUACAACAUUCAGUUUGGAGAAGUCUGCUUUUCUUGCAAUAUCCCCAUAAAGGACGAAGUGAUUUCGGCGCUGGAGAAAAAGUACUGCUCUUGUUGUUUCCGGUGCACAGGCUGCGAUGAUCGACUCAGUCCGAAGCAGAAAUUCGUCGAGUUUGACAUGAAACCGCUUUGCAAAAAAUGCUUCGACAAGUUCCCCUCUGAGCUAAAAAAGCGAAUCAAGAAGCAUUCCAAAAAAUAG